AUGCCCUUGAACGUCCUCAUUGUCGGCUGCGGCGCCGUUGGCACCAUGUGCGCCUUCGCGCUGCACCAGUCCGGCGAGGCCACGGUGACGGCCUUAUUACGCUCCAACUACGACGAGGUGCGCGAGAGCGGCCUGCACAUCCGUAGUGUUGACCACGGCGAGGUUGACAGCUGGCGGCCACAUCACAUCGUCAAGUCCAUUGCUGAGGCCAAGGCACACGGCCCUUUUGACUACGUCCUCGUCGCGCUCAAGAACCUGCCGGACGUCUACAGCAUCGCGGACAUGAUCGCGCCCGUGGUGACGGCUUCGCGCACAGCCGUCGUGCUGGUGCAGAACGGCAUCGGCAUCGAGGCGCCGGUGGCGGCUGCUUUCCCGGACAGCACGCUGCUGUCGGCCGUGUCGCUGAUCGGGGCCGAGCUGGACGGCCGCGAGGUGCUGCACAACGACUCGGACGAGCUGAUCGUGGGUGUCUGGGGCGACGCUGCGCAAAAGGCGGCCGGGGCAGCUUCUUGCAAGGCCUUUGCGGCGGCCUACUCGCGCGGGGCGGCGCGCUGCGACGUCGUCGACGACAUGCAGUGGUACCGCUGGCGCAAGCUCGUGUGGAACGCCUCCUUCAACACCGUCUGCGCCCUGCUCGACCUCGACUCGGGCACGGUGCAGGACGCGGCCGGCAGCCUCGAUUCGCUGAUACGGCCGGCCAUGCGCGAGGUCGUCGCCGUGGCGGCGGCCGCUGGCUUCACGCUGCCCGAUGACGUCAUUGAGGCCGCGAUCGCGUCCAUGCCCAAGGCCGUGCGCUGUCGCCCCAGCAUGCAGGUCGAUGCCGUCCGUGGCCGGCCAAUGGAGGUCGAGGCUAUCCUCGGAAACGCCGUCGACGCCGCCCGCGACCUCGCCGUGCCCGUGCCCGUGCUGCAGACACUCUGCAGCCUGCUGCGGGCGAAACAGUGGGCCAUCCUUAACAAGGCGUAG
Messenger RNA from Grosmannia clavigera kw1407, 966 nucleotides. Its product is annotated as 2-dehydropantoate 2-reductase family. The coding region runs from base 1 to 966 and encodes 321 amino acids. Gene Ontology annotation, cellular component: cytoplasm. The transcript is spliced from 2 exons. Gene Ontology annotation, molecular function: 2-dehydropantoate 2-reductase activity. The record is from RefSeq and is a predicted model, not a curated record. Gene Ontology annotation, biological process: pantothenate biosynthetic process. NCBI's taxonomy places the organism in Eukaryota, Fungi, Ascomycota, Sordariomycetes, Ophiostomatales, Ophiostomataceae.